This is a messenger RNA of Beauveria bassiana ARSEF 2860, 1560 nucleotides long. RefSeq names its product Cytochrome P450 CYP621A2. Lineage: Eukaryota; Fungi; Ascomycota; Sordariomycetes; Hypocreales; Cordycipitaceae. The coding region runs from base 1 to 1560 and encodes 519 amino acids. The record is from RefSeq and is a predicted model, not a curated record. The transcript has a single exon. Gene Ontology annotation, molecular function: iron ion binding; heme binding; monooxygenase activity.
AUGGGUGUCACAAAUUUUGCUAUCCGGCCGUUUGGCAUUAUACUGUUUGUGACACUAAUUGCGCUGUGUCUCCUCAAUUAUGUCCGCAAUCGACGCCGCACCAAGGGCCUGCCGUUACCUCCAGGUCCUCCCGGAGAACUUAUCCUGGGUCACCUGCGCAUUGUACCCUCCCACAGCCCAGAGUACACUUACAUGAAGUGGUCCCGCGAGUAUGGCUCCGAUGUACUUUCCGUCAACAUUCUCGGCCAGCCUGUCAUUGUCCUAAAUUCGGUGAAAGCUGCUGUUGAGUUGCUGGAUAAGCGAGGUCACUUCUACUCGGACCGUCCUCGUUUUGUACUCUUUGAAGUCAUGGGAUGGGGAAAGACGCUCACAUUUCUACGAUGGGGCUCCAAAUUUAAAAUACAUCGACGCAUUCUACAGAAAAGCCUAUCAAAUAGCAGUAUCGUGCAGUACAGGCACAUUCAAGAACGAGAAACAGUCACCAUGCUCAAGGGCUUGGCCGUCAACCCUGCACAGUGGGAAAAUGUUAUUCGUCGACUGGCUACUGCCAUUGUUCUCGGCAUUGGAUUUGGCAUUACCAUUGAGAGCGACCAAGACCAGUUUGUCCAAGUGGCUGCAGAUGCUAGCUAUGCGCUUGGCCACGGGGGUGCCCCGGCCGGUACGCCAGUUGACUUUUUCCCGUUUCUCCGAUACAUGCCGCGGUGGUUUCACGACAGGUCGCUCAAGUUUGCCAACGAUUGGAGUUGGGCUAUCCGUAACUUGCACGACAAGCCGUUCGAUGCGGCCGUAUCAACCCAGCAGCGCACGGAAUCAAUCAUUCAAGGCAUGCUGGAUCAGCGACAGGCACAGCUUGAGAAUGGGGAGACGCCUGAGCUGGAGUUGGACGAUGUCAAAGGUGCAGCUGGUGCCGUGUUUGCCGCUGGACAAGAUACGACGUGGGCAACCAUUAUGGUAUUCGUCAUCAACAUGAUUCUUCACCAAGAUAUUCAAAUCAAGGCGCAGCAAGCUCUGGACCGCGUUGUCGGACGCAACAGGAUGCCUAAUUUCAACGAUAGGCAGCACCCCGGACUACGAUACAUCGAGUACUUAUUACAAGAGACGCUCAGGUGGUGCCCUGUCUCACCCAUCGGCGUCCCUCAUCGGUCCAUCAAAGAUGACAUAUACAAUGGCUACUUUAUCCCUGCUGGCUCAUUCAUCUAUGCCAACGCGCGUGCUAUGACUCAUGAUCCCGAUAUUUAUCUGGACCCUGAUGAGUUCGACCCUGACAGGUACAUACCUGAGAAAGAGGGCGGUCGCGGCGAGCCGUUUCCGAAUGGCCAUUUUGGCUUCGGCCGGCGAGUUUGUGUUGGCCAGCACCUUGCCAAGGCGAGCGUGUGGAUGGUAAUUGCCGGCAUCCUGAGCACAAUGGAUAUAAAAAAGCCGCUCGAUGAUAAAGGCAAUGAAGUCACGCCCAGGGUGACGUUGACGAAUGGGUUGACGAGCCAGCCCGACGGCUUCGACGCCAGGUUCAUACCGCGAGACGAUAUGAGCCUAGAUUUGAUCCGGAGGGCUGAGAUAUAA